CUCACUGCGGUCAGCGGCGUCCGGCAGUGACACACGGAGCGCGGAGGCAGCGAGACCCGGAGCACCCUCUGGGCCGCCUCAGGAGCCACCCGCACGGUCCGCCGGGACCCCGAGACCGUCUGCGCCGGGACCCCGAGACCGUCUGCCGAGGGCACUGCUGAGGCUCGACGCCUUCUUCACAACUGUCAGUGGCACCUCCACACAGCAGAAUGAGGGUGUACUCGGCUGCGCUGCCGCUGCUCGUGCUGUUACUCGCCCUGGUGGUGUCGCCGGGCUCCGCGGGCCGGAUCCGCCGCGCCGCUCCCGAAAAGGCGGAGACCAGCAGUGCGCCCGCGGUCACCGCAGAAGAGGAGCCUUCGUCCAGGAAUGCGCGGUUCCUUAGCUUCGAGUUCCCGAAAGAAGUUUUUCCGUAUUACCAAAGGCCAAAGUUCCGCUAUCCAUACUAUAACGACGACGGCGAAGGAGCGCUCGUGUACGGGUACGGUGACAAGUAUCUCUAUACCUACACCGAUUUCAAGACUAUUUUCGGAUACUACCGAUAACCUUUGAUCUUUGUGUUGUUACGUGGCGGAGAAUUCCGUACGGUGCUUCCAGUUAGACAGUCAUGUGUAUUGACUAUUGAUUGAUGUUUUCAUUACGUGAAGGAUAUUGUUAUCAAUAUUGUUAUGUUUUAUGAGCAUUGCGUGCUAUCUUUGCUGAUUGCUGUUCGAAGAAAACAUCGCUGAUCAUGUGACAGUUAUUUAAUAAAA
This is a messenger RNA of Amphibalanus amphitrite, 749 nucleotides long. RefSeq lists its product as uncharacterized. NCBI's taxonomy places the organism in Eukaryota, Metazoa, Arthropoda, Thecostraca, Balanomorpha, Balanidae. Bases 210 to 542 code for a protein of 110 amino acids. The transcript has 3 exons. The record is from RefSeq and is a predicted model, not a curated record.